UUUAUAUAUAAAAUUGACUAAUUGAAAAUAUAUAACAAUUGUAUUAUUAUAUAAAAGACAUUUAUUUUGAUAUAGCUAAAUAAUGUUUCUUCCAACUAAAAAUAUUCUUUUGGUAAACUUUGGUAGAUGGGCUGCUAUAGGCAAUCGUUGGCUGCAUCUUUCAAAUAUGCUAAACAAGAAUGAUAAGGAAUAUCGCAUAGAAACAGACACUUUGGGUGAAGUAAAGGUACCACAGGGUAAAUACUAUGGAGCACAAACAGUAAGAGCUCAGAAGAAUUUUCCUAUAGGUGGACCAGAAGAACGUUUGCCAGUUCCUCUUAUAAAAGCCAUGGGUAUUUUGAAAAAAGCAGCGGCUGUAGUAAAUGUAGACUAUGGAAUGGAUGCCGAAAUAAGUGAAGCCAUAGUGGAAGCUUGUGAUGAAAUAAUAGAAGGCUGCCUAAUAGAAGAACAUUUUCCCGCUAUUAUUUGGUCCACUAUUACUCAAACUAAUAUGAAUUGCAAUGAGGUAAUCAGUAAUCGUGCCAUUGAGAUAAUGGGUGGCGAAAUUGGUUCCAAAAAACCGGUACAUCCUAAUGAUCAUGUAAAUAGAGGACAAAGUUCCAAUGAUACUUUACCCACAGCUGUGAAUAUAUCUAUGGCUGUGGAACUAAAUAAUAGUCUCAUACCAGCCAUUACGGAGCUGUACGAGGGUUUGAAAGAAAAGGAAAAAGAAUUUGCGGAUAUUAUUAAAAUAGGACGUACUCAUCUGCAAGAUGCUGUACCGCUAACAUUGGGUCAAGAGUUCAGUGGUUAUGCUCAACAAAUGAAAAAUGGUUUAGAUAGGAUUGAUGCAGUGUUGCCACGUGUCUAUGAAGUUUGUUUAGGUGGUACAGCUGUGGGUACCGGUAUAGGAGCAAAUCAAUGUUUUGCUGAAAAAUGUGCUGAUAAAAUAGCCGAAUAUACUUGUUUGCCCUUUAAAAAGGCCCCUAACUUAUUUGAGUGCAUAGCUACUAAUGAUAUUAUGGUGGAGGUACACGGGUGUUUGAACACCCUUGCUGCAAGUAUAAUGAAAAUAGGAAAUGAUAUACGUUUAUUGGGUUCAGGACCACGUUGUGGUUUGUCCGAACUAAUGCUGCCACCAAAUGAACCUGGAAGCUCUAUAAUGCCCGGAAAAGUAAAUCCCACACAAUGUGAGUCUAUAACUUCCAUAUGUACCCAAGUGAUGGGAAAUCAUGUGGCAGUAACCAUAGGAGGCUCAAAUGGUCAUUUAGAGCUGAAUGUGUUUAAGACCGUAAUGGUGGCAAAUGUUUUACGUUCUAUACGUCUUUUAGCCGAUGGUUCUAGAAAUUUCAAUAAUAACUGCAUUAAGGGUCUUAAAGCAAAUAAAAAGAAAAUCGAAAAAAUGAUGAAUGAGUCUUUAAUGUUGGCAACAGCUCUUAAUCCUCAUAUUGGUUAUGACAAGGCAGCUCAGAUUGCUAAAACUGCUAAUAAAAAUGGUACUACACUCAAAGAAGAGGCGGUAAAGUCUGGCUUUGUAACUGAGGAACAAUUUAAGAAAUGGGUUGUUCCAAAGAAUAUGACUAGUCCUCAAAAGUAAAAUGUUCAUCAUCAUCACCGUUAGGAUGUUGAAUCGUCAAUACGGAAAUAUGGAGGCUUACAAUUUCUGAAAGUCAUUGUCUGUCAACUCUUCCUAGAAUUGCUUGCCAACAAAAUGGUUUCAGAUUCUAUCUCAUGAAAAUCU
Molecule: messenger RNA, 1720 nt
Organism: Lucilia sericata (common green bottle fly)
Lineage: Eukaryota; Metazoa; Arthropoda; Insecta; Diptera; Calliphoridae
Product: probable fumarate hydratase, mitochondrial
Exons: 6
Coding region: 83-1576 (497 amino acids)
Biological process (GO): tricarboxylic acid cycle; fumarate metabolic process; malate metabolic process
Cellular component (GO): tricarboxylic acid cycle heteromeric enzyme complex; mitochondrion
Molecular function (GO): fumarate hydratase activity
Source: RefSeq, a predicted model, not a curated record